Molecule: messenger RNA, 2736 nt
Organism: Penicillium bovifimosum
Lineage: Eukaryota; Fungi; Ascomycota; Eurotiomycetes; Eurotiales; Aspergillaceae
Product: phosphatidylinositol 3-kinase VPS34
Exons: 2
Coding region: 1-2736 (911 amino acids)
Biological process (GO): autophagy of peroxisome; endocytosis; phosphatidylinositol-mediated signaling
Cellular component (GO): phosphatidylinositol 3-kinase complex, class III, type I; cytoplasm; phagophore assembly site
Molecular function (GO): 1-phosphatidylinositol-3-kinase activity
Source: RefSeq, a predicted model, not a curated record
AUGACGCAGUGGGAACCUGCCAUCCUCUCUAGACGGGGGACAGAGAUGGAAGCGUUCACAUUUGCCGUGACCACCCAAGUGGACUUGCCUAUACGUAUUAAGAUCGGCUCGUUGGAGGGAAAGCAGAAGCCUAUCCCAUAUACGUCUCUCGAUGGCAAUGCCGAGCUGCGACAUACCGCAUCUGUUCAAGAUUCCGCGUCCGAUCUGUACGUGACUGCUCAGAUAUGGUCGGAAUCGAAGCCACUGGGCGUACCGAUGAAGACAAGAUACAAGGCCUUCAAGAAUACGCGAGUAUGGAAUGAAUGGCUCGAGAUGCCCAUGUCCAUUAAGGAUGCGGAGCGUAAUGCUCAGAUAGCAAUCACAAUCGUUGAUCUCUCUCCACUCGCCGCCGAUAGGAUUACGCACAUACCAUUUGGCGGAACUACAAUCAGUUUGUUUGACGAAGAUGGGAAAUUGAAGAUGGGAAGACAAAAAUGCAAGGUCCACCUGCACAAGGAUGCAGAUGGAUCUGCUUCCACAUCCACACCAUCUGUCCCCCGACCUAAGCGUCGGAAGCCAAAUACUCGGGAUCCUUCCCAGCAAUCGCCUGAAGAGGCGGAAUUGGAACGGGUAGAAAUCUUGAUCAAGAAACAUGAAAUGGGCGAAAUCCCACGCGUUGAUUGGAUGGAUCAACUACUCUUCCGCGAGUUGGAAAAGUUGAAGUUAAACGCCGAUGAAGCGGCCCAAAAGCGCGCCCUGGAACUCGACACAACUCUGCAAAAACGUUCAAAGCAUACCGAAGCCGAGGAUGAUGAUUCCGACACAGAGGACUUCGAAGAUGAGUACUUCAAUCUUUAUGUCGAGUUUCCGCGUUUCGAUCAUCCUAUUGUGUGGGCCGACCAUGAGUAUCCUCCUCCACCCAUUUCCUCUUGGUCCCAAAAUGCUUCUCAACACCCCAAUGCAACCCUCAAGCCAGUUCCAGAGGUUCAAUUUGGACCGGGAAUUGCGCACGCCGACCCCCAUAAUGUCAUUCGAAUUUAUGAUCCAGAAGUUGGCCAGAUUGGAAACCCUUGUGAAGAUAAGCACAGACGGUUGAUCCGAAGCCACCGAACCGGUAUCAUGGAUCGCGACCUGAAGCCUAAUCCAAAGAUUAGGGAUGAUCUCAAUAUGAUUAUCUCUUACGAACCGACGCAGGACCUUACUGCGGAAGAGAAGGAUCUUGUAUGGCGAUUCAGAUAUCAUCUUACACGCGAGAAGAAAGCCUUGACGAAAUUUGUCAAAUCAGUGAACUGGCGGGACGUCGGGGAGUCACGGCAAGCUGCUGAGAUGUUUCCUAAGUGGACCGAGAUUGAUGUUGACGACGCUCUCGAGAUUCUCGGCCCUACUUUUGACAAUCCUGCUGUCCGUUCGUAUGCCGUGGAAUCACUGCGAAAGGCGGAUGACGAGGAGUUGCUUCUGUAUCUUCUCCAAUUGGUGCAGGCUCUGAAAUAUGAUGCAACCCCUGAUAAUAAUCCCGACGCGGCUCCGCAAGAGUCCUCUCUUGCCCACUUCUUGAUUUCACGUGCUGCCAAUAACUUCAAACUUGGCAACUAUUUGCACUGGUAUCUCAUGGUUGAAUUUGACGAUGCCGAUGCUGUUCAGCGUCGGCUGUUUGCGCGGGUUGAAUACUACUUCAUGCUUGAAUUGGAAAAGUUUCAUCCCGAGCAUAGAAAGGCACUCCUACAUCAAGGCGAAAUGGUCGCUGUGCUCUCUAAGAUUGCCAAGGAUGUCCGCUUCUCUCGAGAGAACAGAGUUAGUAAGAUCGAAAUGCUUAAGAAGUAUCUUCGGGAUCCCGAGAACGAUCUCAUCAACAUUGAUCCGCCGCUGUCAUUGCCCUUGAACCCCGACGUUCAAGUGGUUGGCCUAUACCCCGACGAAUCGAACGUCUUCAAAUCCACGCUCUCCCCUUUGCUUAUCACGUUCAAAACUGCCGAUGACCGCCGUUAUCCAAUGCUGUUCAAGGUUGGCGAUGAUCUUCGGCAGGACCAAUUGGUCAUUCAAAUUAUCAUUCUGAUGGAUCGCCUCCUGCAAAAGGAAAACCUUGAUUUGAAAUUGACUCCUUAUCGAAUUCUUGCAACUAGCGCAACGGCCGGUGCUGUGCAAUUUAUCCCUUCCAUUUCCCUUUCCGCAGCUUCCGCCAAGUACAAAUCCAUCCUCGCAUAUCUACGAACCAACAACCCAGACGAGAAUGAGCCUCUUGGGGUCCGCAAGGAGACAAUGGAUACAUACAUCAAGUCUUGUGCAGGAUACUGUGUCAUCACGUACCUCCUCGGCGUCGGUGACCGGCACCUUGAGAAUUUGCUGCUAGCGCCAGAUGGCCAUUUCUUCCACGCAGAUUUCGGCUUCAUCCUUGGUCGAGACCCGAAGCCCUUCGCGCCCAUGAUGAAGCUUUGCAAGGAGAUGGUCGAGGGCAUGGGUGGCACAACCUCACCCCACUAUCUGCAAUUCAAACAAUACUGCUACACUGCUUACACUACCUUGCGCAAAUCCGCCAAUCUGAUUCUCAACCUCUUCAGUUUGAUGGUGGACGCUAAUAUCCCGGAUAUCCGCGUGGAGCCCGACAAAGCUGUUCUGAAAGUGAAGGAGCGCUUCCAUCUUGAAAUGACUGAGGAAGAAGCCAUUCGUCACUUUGAGCAACUUAUCGCUGACAGUGUUAAUGCAAUCUUCGGCGUUGUGAUUGAUCGCUUGCAUGACUUUGUGCAGGGCUGGCGGGCAUAG